Molecule: messenger RNA, 2376 nt
Organism: Ochotona princeps (American pika)
Lineage: Eukaryota; Metazoa; Chordata; Mammalia; Lagomorpha; Ochotonidae
Gene: YOD1
Product: YOD1 deubiquitinase
Exons: 3
Coding region: 283-1254 (323 amino acids)
Biological process (GO): protein deubiquitination; endoplasmic reticulum unfolded protein response
Cellular component (GO): nucleus; cytosol
Molecular function (GO): cysteine-type deubiquitinase activity
Source: RefSeq, a predicted model, not a curated record
CUGGCUCAGCUUUUUGAAAGACCCUCUCGCGAGAUUGGAUCGCACGCCAGGCGCCUAGAGAGGUGACGGGGAGGUGUGGCGAUGGUUAACGCUUUCACCCCCAAGUCGCAGCCCGACCUCGCCAAGGCAGCAGCAGCCAACGCGAACCUAACAGGUGCUGGGGGCGGCCAGAGCAGGGCUGGGGUCUACUGCACCCCGAGAGUGUGCGCGCAUCCGCCCCGUGGACCAGACCCGGCCCCCUAGCGCAGCGUCCUCGUUGGACGCACCCUCGUGCUCCUGUGCAUGCCGCGCCCUGCCCAGGCCACGGCGUCCGUUCAGCAGCUCAUCGUCAAGACCCUAGGAGUCCGGCAGCACCUGCAGGAGACCCAGUGGGGACAGGUGUUUGCACAGGGGCUGUCCAGCCGGACCCGGCUGCGGGAACUCCAGAGCCAAAUUGCCGCCAUCACCGGCAUCGCGCCCGGGGCUCAGCGAAUUCUCGUCGGGUUUCCGCCGGAGUGCCUGGACCUCGGCGACGGGGACAUCGUCCUGGAGGACUUACCCAUCCAGUCAGGCGACAUGCUGAUCGUUGAAGAAGACCAAACCAGGCCCAACACUUCACCUGCAUUUACAAAACAUGGUGCUCCUGGUUCUGUCCGGGAAGCUUUGCCAGUCCUGACCAGAACCAUGGUCCCAGCGGACAACUCUUGCCUCUUUACCAGUGUGUACUAUGUCGUUGAAGGCGGAGUGCUGGAUCCAGCCUGUGCCCCUCAGAUGAGGCGCCUCAUAGCGCAAAUUGUAGCGAGUGAUCCAGACUUGUACAGCGAGGCCAUUCUUGGGAAAACCAAUCAGGAGUACUGUGAGUGGAUCAGAAGGGAUGACACAUGGGGAGGAGCCAUUGAGAUAUCCAUCUUAUCUAAGUUUUACCAGUGCGAGAUCUGUGUGGUGGACACACAGACAGUAAGAAUCGACCGAUUUGGGGAAGAUGCGGGGUAUACCAAAAGGGUGCUGCUCAUUUAUGACGGCGUCCACUAUGAUCCUCUCCAGCGCAACUUCCCAGAUCCGGACACCCCUCCCCUGACCAUCUUCUCCUCGAACGAUGACAUUGUUCUUGUACAAGCACUGGAAUUAGCAGAUGAAGCUAGAAGAAAGAGACAGUUUACUGAUAUCAACCGCUUCACCCUGAGAUGCAUGGUGUGUCAGAAGGGAUUAACUGGCCAGGCAGAAGCGAGGGAGCAUGCCAAGGAGACGGGCCACACCAACUUUGGAGAAGUGUGAUCUAUGCACGAGGAGGGUUGAAGCCUACUACCUCACUGAUCCAGAAGGCUCUGGGUUUUCCAAUAAGCUAUCCAUAACCCUGAAGAACAAAGGACACAAUGCUUGAACCACACCUUGAACUUGAAGCCACUAAGACACCGAAAUUCCUUGUUAAGAUUAAAAUUAGUGUGCAAGUUUACAGAUGUGUGUCUACAGUGGUGAUCCAUGCCCUCUUUCCACUGGGGUGACAAGUUAGGUAGCCUUUACACCUGCUGACAUUAACCUGAAGAUGAGUUUCACUAUUACAAACUAGCACCCAGCAGCUUUAACUGUAGGAGGAAAGAACAUCACCUUUCGAAUAAUGUUGAAGACCUCUUGUGAGGCCACUGGACCUAUACCACAAUGUUUCCAGUUAACUGAGUACUUUUAAUAACUCUAAGAGAGUUAAUAAUUUCUAAAUUAUGAAUUGAUUUAUCAGAUGAAGAUACUCAGAAUUGUCAAAACUGAUUUUAUAUUGCAAUUUGGUAGACUUUACAGAUGUGUCCUUAACCAUGUCUAAGUACAUAACAAGCAAUCUUUAAGGGAUGAAUGCAUUCCUAGAGAAUGUUACCUGGAGACGGGAACUGGAAGCGUCCUGUUUCGGAGUUCUGGUGUGCAGAAGUAGAAUGUAUGAGGGAAAAGGUGCCUGAAGCAGCUUACUAAAGCUUUAAAAGACCAUCGGCCUUGUGUGUUUCAAUGCAAUUCCUGUAUUUGUCACAUUGGGUACAGUUUUAAAAUUAAUCAGGGUAAAUUUUUUUUAAUUGAAAUUUCUUGAAAUUCAAGUGCUUGAUUUUUGUUUUUUUUAUGUAAAGAUUUGUCUGGAGGGAUUUGAUUUCCUCAGCUUUUUGUUAAGAGCACUUCCUCUGAAAAACAUCCUCAUUUUUUUUCAAGUGAUAAUGCUAUGAUUCAGUUUGUGUUUUGGAAGAUGUUACAUACCCACACAGUAUCUGGUCUUGUGUUAGCUAGCCCUGUCCUUCCACGGACACACGUUUGAAUAAUUCCAUAUUUCUGCAAAUUAGCACUUUGUUUAAUCUGUGAUCUUAUACUCUGAAACAUUUUCAAAGUAAUUGGGAUAAUACUCUUGAACGAAUUUCUUCUAAAAUA